AAAAUCUCUAUAGUAUAUGCUGAACUAAAAUGUAUUCACAAUUCCUUCAAAAUUAAACUGUAAUAUUUUAUACUGAAUGUAGAGCAAUUAUUCACCAUAAUAUUCACAGAUAUAGUUAAGUUAGAGUAUAAGUGGUCAAAGGGUUGCAAACCAAUUUUGCUUCCAUUUUAACUCAAAUAAUCACUCAUACAAAUCAGAAAAAGAUAUGGGUCACACAGCAUUUCAUACAUUUCUCUCAUUAUUCAGACCCUAAUUAUCUGGAAAAAGAACUAAAUGUCAUCAGACCAGUUCCUAAACGUGCUCCUUUACAUAACAGACCUGUAUCCCUCAUGUUAGAGAAAUUAAAAUUACAUGUAAUUAUCUACAUCAGGACACUGUUUUAAAAAUGUUACAGUGCCUGUAGGACAAGAAAGGGUUUGUUUAAUUGAAAUAAUUCACAUAUUGUUGUUUUCCAUCUAACUGAAAUGUUCUGUAUAUCAUGAAACUUGUGCAGAUUCUCGGUUAAUGUUAUUGUAUCCGUGGAGUUGUUCCCCACAUUAGUGGAGCAUCUGAGAUAAUUUAAUUUCUGAUAAUCUUUUCUUUGAUUUAUUUGAAACUCUACAUCCUUUUAAUUCAUGACCUGAGGUGAAAAAAUGGACUAAUGACGCAUGCAUGAAUCACCGCUUUGCUUCUCAAAUAGCCCUGUGAGGAAACCCCUUUCCUGUGCUGUCUAUUCGUAAAGGGAAGUGAGGACUUGCUUGUGCAGCACUUUGUUUUUCUUUUCAUGCAGACGCCGCUGUCAGCACAUACACUCGCAGCAUGAACUACUCAGAUGAGCUGCCUUCUUCUUAUUCAAAGGACGAUAAUAUGGCCCCUGAAGAGUUUGAUGGCGGGACAGCAGUGGCUUGUGUGAUCCUUGGCCUGUCCUUUCUGAUAGGAGCUCCGGGCAACCUGCUGGUGAUCUGGACCAUCCUGAGACACGUCAAGCAGCGUUCCCACACCGUGGUGCUCAUCCUGCACCUGGCUGUUGCAGACCUGCUGGUCCUCAUCACCCUGCCUCUGUGGAUCUACUCUCUGGCCCACCACUGGGUGUUUGGAGAGGCCUCCUGCAAAGCCAUGGUGUUCAUGAUCCAGGCCUGCAUGUACAGCAGCGUUUUCCUCAUCGUCCUCAUGAGUGUGGAGCGCUUUGUGGCCGUGCGCUAUCCCUUUGCUUCAGCUGGCUGGAGGAGGAAAAAAGCUUUGAAUAAAGUCCUGCUUGCUCUGUGGACGGCAGCGUUCUUGUUCAGCGUACCCAUCAUCCCGACUCAGGUUGUGGGACAUGAUUCUGGCGAGGAGCACUGUCUGUACCGGUUUUAUGAAUCUGUGACCCAGGAGCUGGUGUGUGUGCUGCUGGAGACACUGGUGGGUUACAUACUACCCUUAUCCAUCCUGGUGGUCUGUUACAGCUGCGUGUUCAGCCGGAUCACCCAGAUGACCUUUAAGUCUAAGCGCAAGUCCACAGUCCUGAUUGCCAGCGUGGUGGUUGUGUUUGCCAUCUGUUGGACGCCUCACCACAUAGGAAACGUACUCUCUCUCAUCAUCCUGGCCACCAAAGACGAGUAUCUGGAGAGCGCCAGGAGCACCAUGACCUUCAUCGCCGGAGCCAUGGUCUUCAUCAGCAGCAGCGUCAACCCCAUCCUCUACAUGUUCGCGGCCCGUUCCUUCAGGAGCUCCCUGCGUGACACCGGCAUCCAGAAGCUCUUCCGCCACAUCUCCAGCACCUCCCCAGGUGAGGGCACUAAAGAAUUGUCCUUUGUGUCCAAGAGACCGAGCAAUCAGACCCACAGCUCUCAGUGUGUGUCCGAGUCCAAAGACCAAAUGGACAUAUUGGUAAACAUGUGUGAAAAUAAUCCAUCGUGAUAUUGAAAAUGUAUGUGUAGUGUGUGUAGAUAUUCAUGUAUUUUGUAAUGAAGGAAAUUUAGCCUGAAAUGAAGCUCAUUUUGUAUGAAAUUACAACACAGAAAAACAGGAAGUCAGAAUUUAUCUGUGAAAUACUUGUCCCAACUCUGUAAAUAACCAGUUUUACAUGUUUUCUAAAAGUUUCUUUUUUAAAUAGUGAACAUAUAUUUAUAAAUCUGUCAUGCAUUAUGUACUUAUGCCAUAUAGUAUUCAUAAAUAGUACAAUAAAUAAUUCUAUAUGCAUAAGACAAGUCUCAAUGUAAAGUUUUUAUUUUAUUUUAUAAUUUUGGUGAUGCAAAAUAAAUGGAAAUGGUAUUGA
Messenger RNA from Sebastes umbrosus (honeycomb rockfish), 2236 nucleotides. RefSeq lists its product as uncharacterized. The coding region runs from base 799 to 1878 and encodes 359 amino acids. The record is from RefSeq and is a predicted model, not a curated record. Gene Ontology annotation, molecular function: G protein-coupled receptor activity. The transcript has a single exon. Gene Ontology annotation, cellular component: membrane. Gene Ontology annotation, biological process: G protein-coupled receptor signaling pathway. Lineage: Eukaryota; Metazoa; Chordata; Actinopteri; Perciformes; Sebastidae.